ACGCUGAUAAACUGGGUGGAUUGCAAGCAAUCAAACAAUCUUGCAUUCUUGGACAUUCGGAUUCUGCAGUAUUUCGUCCAUCUGGACGAUGCUGUUCGUUUUUUUAGGAAGGUGGUAGACACGCACGCGCAGGUAUGCCUAUCCCAGGAGCCAACCGCUCCAUUCGCCUGGGCUCGGAUGCGGCCAUGGGCACACAUAUUCCUCUGAGGCGGCUGGCCAUCGAGAAUCGCCAGAACGUAGCCCGACUGAUCAAGUACACCAAGCUUGGCAACCAGGAGCAGGUGCAGGAAAUUGUGCGCUCGGUGCGUGGACGUCCCAACCGCAAGCAUGUCAUCAACGGGCGUGAUAGGCUCGGCCUGACCGCUCUGCACUACGCAUCAAAGUUGAACAAAGCAGAGAUUGUCGAGUUGCUGAUAGCGGCCAACGCAGAUGUAAACCGGCGCUCAGAUGACACUGAUAAGCUUUCUGCGUUCCACUACAUCUGCCGCUGGCAGUCGGAGAGUGAAGACAGGGCCGGAAGUGCUGUUAGCCUCACAGAGCAGUCAGCCGCUCAAACGCUUACAAAGCUAAUUGACCAUGGCGCGGAGAUCAACGAAGAAGACAACUAUGGCAUGACGGGUCUGCAUCAUGCAUGCCAGCGUGGAAAUAUUACAACUGUGCAGAUCUUGCUGGAAAAGUGGGGUGGCAGGCUCAAGAUUGAUGCGGAGGACAGGCAACAGCAAACACCACUGCAUAUGGCCGCCAAUCACGGGAACAUCAAGCUUGUGGAGCUACUUCUGAAUGCAGGCUCUGACCCUUUCCAUGCGGACGAGCUUGGUUCACUGCCUAUCCACUUGGCAGCGCGUGAAGGCCACAUUGACACGGCUAAGGCGAUGGCCAAGCAUGUCACGAAGAGUCAGCCGCUCGCACUGGAGAGUCUGAUGGGCGCCGUGGACGGCGAGGGUGGCACUAUCCUGCACGAAGCUGUCAACAAUGGCAACUUUGAAAUGGUCAAGUUUGCGUUUGUGAACAAAGUGAAUCCGAACACAGCAACACUGACCGGCGACACUGCCCUGCACAUUGCUGCGGGUAAAGGCCAUAUGGAGAUUGUCACGUUCCUCGUCAACGAGGCCAAGGCGGAAAUCGAUGCAGCCGACGAGAGUGGAAACACGCCUCUGCACGACGCGGCACGUCUCAACCGUGAGGAUGUGUUGCUGUUCUUGCUGAAAGAAGGAGCCGACAUAGACAUGGCGAACGCAGAUGGCCACACACCGUUGAUGAAGGCCGCCAGCUGGGGUCAGAAGCGAACCGUCAGUGCCUUGCUGGAAGCUGGAGCUAACGUGACUCACAAAGACAAUGAGGAGAAGACGGUCUUCUGGCAUGCUGUCAGGGGAAAUCAUAUUGAGACAGUACAGGUGCUGUCGCAAGAUCCGCGUUACCUGAGCUUCCUUCAGCUUGCCGACCAGUUCGGUAACACAGCCCUCCACCUGUCCGCGUCACUCGGCUCGCUGCAUUUGACAGAGCUGUUGAUAAGCCACAGAGCUGUGCCUGAUGCAAGGAAUGAUGAAGAGAAGACACCGCUGCACUUGGCAGCCGCAAACGGCCAUCCAAUGACAUGCUCUGCAUUGUGCCGGAAAAGCGAGGCACUACUGGAAGAUGAGGACGAGUCUGGAAACAAGCCGCUCCAUCUUGCAGCCACGAAUGGCCAUGACGUGGUUGUGAAGGUUCUCCUGGACUUGGGUGCAGCGGUGGAUGGGAGGAACUCGAAGAGUUGGACACCGCUUGACUGCGCUGCUGGCGUUGGUGCUCGCAUCUGUUGUCAGGUGCUGCUGGAGCACGAUGCGCCAGUUGACGCCAAAGACAAGAAGAAUCGUACACCAUUGCAUAUUGCUGCACGGUCUGGGCACACGAAGAUUGCAUUGCUGCUAGUGGACCAUGGUGCCGAUAUCAGCCACUUUGACAAAACUGGUCGCAACUGCUUGGAUCUGGCCAUCGAUCACCAACAGGAGGAGGUUGCCGAAGCGUUAGUGCGCCAUGAACGCUGGAGAGAAGCAUUGCGCAAUGUGUCGCGUUCCAAGCUGCAGCGGAAAGGGAACCGCUACCAGAACACGCCUCUCCUGAAGCUCAUCCGCCGAAUGCCAGAUGUUGCUCAGAUCGUCUUCACGCAGUGCAUGGCAGAGUCACAGAAUGUGCCUGUGGAGGGCAUUGACUACAAGGUGACAAUGGACUAUGAGUUCAUCGACUACAUACCACCAAAGACAGGCACAGAUAAUGACAACGAUGAUGCCACCGACGGUGAUGAUGAAACUGACGUGGAUGACUUUGGUCAGAAAGUGGAGACGUGGACAGACUGGAAUCCCGACCGUGCCCACAACCACCCACUCAUAGUCAUGGUGGAAAGCAACCGUGAGGCGCUGCUCGCUCACCCGCUGGUCUCCACACUGCUCGACUACAAGUGGAAGAAGUUCAUUCGCUAUUUCUACUUCAUCGGUCUGCUGCUCUUCUCUAUCUACCUGGCCUUCAUCACUGCAUUUGCGUUGACCACAGAACCUGCACGAACAGGUUGUGUCGCGAACCCUGUCACGAAUGCCACAGCAAACGCUACGACCAGCGCGGACUGCAAUGGUGGCAGCUUUCGACCGGGAUUGGACUGUCCAUUGUCUAAGCAACGAGCAAUCGUUCUAUGCCGCGUCAUCAUUAUAGCGUACAGCUUUUUCCGGUUCCUUUCGGAACUCGUGGAAGCGUACGCCAAUCCGACUACCUAUGUAGAUACCCAGAAUCUGUUGGACUGGGUAACGCAUCUCACUGGUGUCAUAUUCGCAUGGGACUUCGAAGGCGAUGAGAAGCAAUGUGUCAUUGAAAAUUGGCAGUGGCAGGUUGGCGUGGUGGCGGUAUGGCUGGCCUGGUUGUCUUUCAUAUCACUACAACGUCGCUCCGGUAUUCUCGGCAUCUACGUUGUGAUGUUUUCGCACGUCUUCACAACAUUCGCCAAGAUGCUUGCCGUCAUUGUGCUGUUUGUGGUUGCGUUUGGCCUGGCCUUCUUCAUGCUGCUAGACAGCUUUACACCAGUGAUUGCUUUCUCCAACCCUGGUCGAGCAUUGCUGAAGACAGCCGUGUCAAUGACGGGAGAGUUUGAGUUUGACUCGACAUUCAAUAACGAGGCCGGUGAUGUACCGUUUCCCGGUGUCUCCUAUUUCCUAUGGGUCUGCUUCCUGGUCAUUAUGCCCAUCAUUCUCAUGAACAUGCUGGUUGGUUUGGCUGUCGAUGACAUCAAAGGUGUGCAGGAGAAUGCACGUCUUAGCCAACUCAGCAUGCAAGUGCGCCUGGUGCUCAGCAUUGAGCGGAGACUUCCCUUCUACUUCCACAAGAAACUGGGGCUGAACAUCCCGUCGUUGACCAUCUCUCCGAAUGAACCUCCGUCUCUGCGCUCGCGCAUCAAGGACUACUUGUUUGAGGAUCGCCUGUCCAAUGAGAAGAUACAAGAGUCACUCAACCCAACAAAAAGUGAACUGGACCGAAUUGAGGAUCAGAACAGGGAGUUGCGAGGACAACUGAAGGACCUGGUCAAGUACGUCACAGACAGCCAGGAGCAGGUACGGGAGCUACGCGGCUGGGUGAGAGCUCUGUGUCGCCAGCAGGAUGUGCAGGAGGCCGAUGCAGAGUACAUCUAGAUCUAGUGAACUAUGCUAAUCCAUGCCAUGGUAGUAGUAGUAGUCUCUGGCUUAAGAACAGGUGCAGGCUGAUGCUGAGCGACUUACUUAGCUCAUUGACAUAAACCUAUUCAUGCAUGUUACAUGAUGUAAUGCUAUUGUGUGCAUCAAGUAAAGGGGAGCUGUACUCGCAACAAAAGUUCAACUCCCGAAUCACGAGCAUAUCUUCUUGUACUUUAGCUUCUGCCCAAAGGUGUGUAUUUUCAAUGCAGUGCUCGCAAGCACACAACAAUUAGAUAGAAUUAUCCAAACCUGAGCAGAAAAUAUAGCGUUGAUUACUAUACUGCUCUCUUAUAGUUAUGAGCUUUGAGUCUCUCUCUAUAUAUGUCUUUUUUAUUUGAUUAGUUUCUGAUCUGUCUAGACGUGGCAUGCAUGUGAAGCUUGCUAGCCAUUACUCUCUGUUUGUUUGUUGGAUAAGUCACAUUUUUAAAGUGACAACAUGAGGGCAGGGCCUAUUCAUAGAUUUGCACAGUACUGAGUAUAAGAUACACUGUACAUGUAUUGCGUUGGCAAAAGUGGUUCUCCAAUGUCAGCUUUGAAGUGACGACGGUGAUGCUGUUUAGAGAAUAUUUAAUCUGCUGGCACACUUUAGAUACUGCCCGUAACUUCUCAGUUUGAACCAAGGCAAGAAGGUACUUCUAGUAACAGCAUACACUGUCCUGGUUGUGGGGCACUGUAGGGCUACUCAAAGACAAUGUGUUAGUGGCGGUGGCGGUGAUGACUAUGACAGA
Molecule: messenger RNA, 4420 nt
Organism: Sycon ciliatum
Lineage: Eukaryota; Metazoa; Porifera; Calcarea; Leucosolenida; Sycettidae
Product: transient receptor potential cation channel subfamily A member 1 homolog
Exons: 21
Coding region: 135-3650 (1171 amino acids)
Biological process (GO): transmembrane transport; monoatomic ion transport
Cellular component (GO): membrane
Molecular function (GO): monoatomic ion channel activity; protein binding
Source: RefSeq, a predicted model, not a curated record